Messenger RNA from Dalotia coriaria, 691 nucleotides. RefSeq names its product larval cuticle protein LCP-17-like. The transcript has 3 exons. Lineage: Eukaryota; Metazoa; Arthropoda; Insecta; Coleoptera; Staphylinidae. Gene Ontology annotation, cellular component: chitin-based extracellular matrix. The record is from RefSeq and is a predicted model, not a curated record. Gene Ontology annotation, molecular function: structural constituent of chitin-based larval cuticle. The coding region runs from base 125 to 550 and encodes 141 amino acids.
GUGCGUGUGCGUGAUUCCGCACGUGGGGAGGCACCGCUGCUUUAAUUUCUGAGUAUAAAUAGUUGAUGCGAUGUGACGAUCAUCAUCAGUUCCAUUUUACGAACUAGUGCAAAUAUAUCCGAAAAUGUUCAAAUUUGUGUUGUCAUGUGCCCUUAUCGCGGUGGUGGCCGCCGAUGUGUCCCAUUUGGUGCGCAAAUCAAAUGUUGCACCUGGACAGGAAGCUUCUGCUAAUAUUCUUCGUUCAGAGAGUGAUAUCCAACCCGACGGCAGUUAUAACUGGGCAUACGAAACCGAUAAUGGAAUCCAAGCUCAAGAAGCUGCGCAGAUCCGUCAAUUGGGCCCAGAGGAAGUAGCAAAGAAUGCUCAGGGUUCCUUCUCCUGGACCUCCCCCGAAGGUGAAACCGUUCAGAUCUCGUACGUUGCUGACGAGAACGGUUAUCAACCACAGGGUAAUCUGCCAACUCCACCACCAAUCCCAGCUGCCAUCCAGAAGGCUCUCGACUGGAUUGCUGCCCACCCACAACCUCAAGAACCCAACAAACGCUUCUAAAUUUACUUAAAAACUACCCAAAAACAAAAAAUACAUUAAUAAUGACAUAAUGUCAUUUAAAGAGACAAAAAUAUGAAAAAAUACAAAAAUACACUGCCAUAAAAUGUAAUAUUUCUGUAAAUAAAGAAAAUAGAAUAUGAA